Molecule: messenger RNA, 948 nt
Organism: Aphidius gifuensis
Lineage: Eukaryota; Metazoa; Arthropoda; Insecta; Hymenoptera; Braconidae
Exons: 3
Coding region: 1-948 (315 amino acids)
Biological process (GO): DNA repair; telomere maintenance
Molecular function (GO): DNA helicase activity
Source: RefSeq, a predicted model, not a curated record
AUGGAAAAAAAAUCUGUACAAUGGCUUUUACUGGUAUUGCAGCAAUAUGAUUUCCAGAAGGAAAAACUGUACUGUCCACUUUUCGCUAAUUCUACGUCAAGUAUCAAAAUUGAAUCAAAAGAUGCUACUGAAUUGAAAGAUGUUGAUAUGUUACUCUGGGAUGAAGGGCCGAUGGCACCUAGGUAUUGUUUGGAAUCCGGUGACAGACUUCUACGUGAUAUAACUAAUAUUGAUUCUCCAUUUGGUGGAAAAAUAAUGUUAAUAGGUAGUGACUUCAGACAACUGCUACCUGUAAAAGUUGAUGGUACACGAAGUGAAAUUGUUAAUUUAUCUAUUAAAAAUAGUAAAUUAUGGAAAUAUUUCACUGUAUUUUCGUUGACAAAAAAUAUGAGAACUUUACCAAAUGAAGUAGAAUUUGCAGAAUAUUAUCUAAAAAUUGGAAACGGAAUUUUGAAUAAUAAUAACAAUAAGUUAUUGCUUCCCGAUAAAUGCCUCGCAUCAAGAGAUGAAGAUAUAGUACAAACAAUAUUCAAAGAUUUAAUUGACGAAAAAAAAUAUUCAGAUUUAUCAAAAGUAGCUGUAUUAUCAGCACGAAAUGCUGAUAUAAAUAAAACUAAUAAAUAUUUAAAUAGUUUAAAUCCUCCGAAAUUUCCAUCAUAUGAAUUAAAAUUAAGAAAUAAUUGUAGCAUCAUGUUACUUCGAAAUAUAAGUAAAAAUGAAGGUGAUCAAGAAGAUAAUAUUGUAUUCUUACAUCGUAUAACAUUAUAUUGUGAAAACAUUUAUCCUUUUACAUUCAAAAGAAGACAAUUUCCGAUAAAAAUACCUUUUGUAAUGAUAAUAAAUAAAAGCCAAGGUCAAACAUUCAAUAGAAUUCGUGUUGAUAUUCGUGAAAAUGUUUUCAAUCGUGGACAAUUAUACGUAGCAUUUUCAAGAGUACGAUCAUGGUAA